AUGGAAACUUCAAAGUUUAAGGAUGGAUUAAGUUAUGGUGAGGUCUUGACCUUGAAGAGAAAAACAAUCAAAAAGGAAAUUAGAAACCUGUAUUCUAAGUUAAACUUCACGAAUCUUAAACUAAAAGCAGUUUUGGAAAAAAUGCAACACAUAAUGGAACAUAACAUUCUGCAAUUGCACUUAAAUAAUAUUCAUGACAUGGUUAAACAUCUAAAACAUAUUAAAGACCUAAAACUUAAGAAGAAGAUCAAUAGACUAAUUAAAAAAGAAGAUUUAACAACGCAGAAAAAAGAAAAAAAGCAUAAGUUCCACGACAGGGUAUUUAACAUGUCAAACACCACGUUAACAAGUCAAGAGUUAGACCUCCUGGGUAAAGGGUUAAAACAUAAUCCCAUUUACAACAUCACAAACAAAGAAAUGGAAAAAUUGGUGGUGGACACAGAAACAAUAAUCCAGAGCCUAAGGACAACAGAAGAGGAAAAGGAUAGACUUAGAAACCAUUGCGCCUACGAAAUUAAAAGGUCUUGA
Messenger RNA from Brassicogethes aeneus, 528 nucleotides. Lineage: Eukaryota; Metazoa; Arthropoda; Insecta; Coleoptera; Nitidulidae. The record is from the annotation of a GenBank genome assembly.